GUCAUUAGCCAGCUAAACAGAUUUACAGUAUUUGAAGAAAGGGAGGGUUAUCUGACGGUUAAUCUAUAACAAUUAAGCGUCAUAAAUUUGAUUGUCAUUAGUUUAACUCAAGUAAUGAAAAAUACACAUAUUUUUCCUAAACACUUGUUUUCGACAAAAAAUAAGUCAUGGAUAUACGCAACGGGAGGAGGCGAAAGAUAAGAACCCCAAGAAGUCUGAGGGCUUACAAAAGGCUGGUUGAAGCACAGAACGCUACCGCCAACAUGACGAAACGGGAGGUAUGCAAAGUCCUGAGGUCGCUAGCGGUAGAGAACAACAACGUGGACAUCGAUGUCCCCAUGGAGGAGCACUGUUUCUCUAUGAACUUUAGUAAGAACGAGAACCUCGAGGAGCAUGCUAUGGUUAUGGCACCACGCUACAGUCUGUUGCGAGAGGUCGGAAGGGGCAGCUAUGGGGUAGUGUUCGAGGCAAUUGCACGGAGGACAGGGGCAAGGGUAGCGGUUAAAAAAAUCCAGUGUAACGCUCCUGAAAAUGUGGAACUCGCUCUGUCAGAAUUCUGGGCUUUGGCAAGCCUGGAGAAGAAGCACGAGAAUGUGGUGCAGCUCGAGGAAUGUGUGCUACAAAGGAAUGGAAUGGCCCAGAAAAUGAGUCAUGGAAAUAAAAGGUCCAAACAAUACCUGCGGUUGGUGGAGACUUCACUAAAAGGUGAGCGAAUUCUGGGCUACCCGGAGGAGCCGUGCUACCUAUGGUUCAUCAUGGAGUUCUGCGAGGGCGGGGACCUGAACCAGUACAUCCUUUCGCGACGGCCCGAUCCGCGCACCAACAAGAGCUUCAUGCGCCAGCUGACCAGUGCCGUGGCCUUCCUGCACCAGAACAACAUUGUGCACCGUGACCUCAAGCCCGACAACAUCCUCAUCUCCCAGAAGUCAGGGUUGCCUGUGCUCAAAGUGGCUGACUUCGGCCUCAGCAAGGUCUGCGCAGGCUUGGGCAAAGACGGCAAUGAGCACCCCAAAGCUGGAGGCGACGGAAACAACGUGAAUAAGUUCUGGUUGUCGUCAACAUGUGGCUCAGACUUUUUCAUGGCGCCCGAGGUGUGGGAGGGCCACUACACGGCCAAGGCGGACAUCUUUGCCCUGGGCAUCAUCAUCUGGGCCAUGCUGGAGCGGAUCACCUUCAUCGACGCCGAGUCCAAGCGUGAGCUGCUGGGCACCUACGUGCGUCGGGGCACUGAGAUUGUGCCAGUGGGUGAGGCGCUCCUGGGGAACCCCAAGAUGGUGCUCCACAUCCCGCAGAAGACACGCAGCACCAUGUCUGAGGGGGUGAAAAAGCUUCUGCAGGACAUGCUUGCGGUCAACCCCCUGGACCGGCCCGACGCCUUCCAACUGGAGGUGCUGGUGAACCUAGUCACGUGUGCUGCGUGACACCGCUCCCCUCCCAUUCCCCUUUCCAAACCAUGGCCAGUAAGAGAAGGGUCUGCUUUUUUACCAGAUGUUUACUAACUCAAUGUGGGAUCCCGAGUCUGUACAGAGGUGGAAAAAGGGACUCUGAUCAUCUCUGAACUGUAAAACCUCUGUGAUUGAGGCCAGCACUUCAAAAAUCAGGACACCAUCACAGGAAAAGCUAUGCAAUCAAGUCGUAUGGAAAGUCAGGUUCUCUCCCCGCAUCUUCUGUUUUAAAUUUGGAAUGUUGUCACCAAAAAGCCAAAAGACAUUCACCAAUGUAUGAUGGUCAGCUAUGCCAGACCAGUGCUUCCUUGCACACCUGCUUUGAAAUGGCCCAAAGGAGUAAUCAUGAUUGUUAUGUUUAUAUAUUUUUUCUUUGGUCCAGUUAUGGACGGGUUCUUCCUUCUCCUCCAAUGUUGACAUGUGUUGUUGGAUGGGGCCACAGGCUAGUAUGAAUGGAUCAUUGUCACGUAUGGACUGGAGAGGCUAACAUGUUGCACUGUGGACCCUCUAUGCCAGAGGUUUAAAAAGUAUUCCUAAAAUGACCGAUGAUAAUGUAGAAGGGACUUAAUUUGUAUCAUGGAAUUAGUACUGGGAUGGACGUGAACCUUCUUAUGAUGGGAUAAAUGUCAGACAUUUUGGUCAGGGAGUUGGUCAGCCAUGGAUUACCAGUACUAUGAUAAGAUAUUAUGAAAAUAGAAUUUAACUGCACUGCUGACAAACAUACACGUUAUUGUAUCUGCACUCUCUGUUUAUUAGCUAGCCAGACAGAUUUAGGCCACUUUUUUAAAACAUUUAUGGAAUAAUUUAACUGCCAAUAGUCUGAGUCUAUUCGCGUAAUAAUAAGGAAUUACCCUCGACCACGCCCCAUAAACAGCAAACAUUCUUCUCCUCUUCCCCCCCCCAGUGUAAAGGAGCAAACGUUGUUUUUCCCCCUAUGGCCGAAAAGCUGCUGUGGUGUUCAAUGUACAUGUAACCAGAUCUGAAAUCCCGACCUACGGUAAUGCUACGGUUGGUAAUAGAGCCCUGAGGCUUCAGGCUUCAGGCUAUUCGGCGUGGGAAAUGUGGGGACCCAGUGUCCAGGUAGGCUACACGUAUCUGUGUGUGCAAAACUUUUCAUCACAGGUAAGACAUUUAACUUGUUCAGUAUAGUCUGUUUGUUUGUGUUGUUGGUCUUGGCUAGCUUAAUGUUCCAGUCGGUAGCUACCUUGCACUCUAUUUAUGUAACCUUUAUUUUAUCAGGGAGUCAUACUGAGACUAAGGUCUCUUUACAGAUGAGCCCUGAAUUCCAUAAAUUACAGAAAAUACACAUCAAAAUGCGAGCAGAAAGACAGUCGUUAAAAAAAAAAACACAUUCAUCAGUAAUGAGGUCGUCAUGCAAGGUAAUUGUUAUGUAAUGACAUGAGGUCAUGUGGCUGCUAGCAUCGUCAUGAAAAGGGGCUUGAGGGAAGCCCUACAAUAUUAAGUAGUGAGAACACUCAGGAGCAGGCAAUGUUGAAAAGUCACCUUUAGACAUGUACUUUGCUUAAAUGUAAUUUUGUAAUUGACUAAAACAAGCAGACAAAAAUAAAAUUGUGUUUGAAAAAGGCCAAGUAUUUGCUGUGAGCCAAUGGGGUAACCUAGGUAACCGCAGGUUGUUUUCCCCUCAGGCGGGCUGGGUUGUGAUGUUCUAUUCUAAUAACAAAUGGGUCUAUUUAAGCAAUAAGGCCCGAAGAGGUGAGGUGUAUAUAGCCAAUAUACCACGGCUAAGGGCUGCUCUUA
Messenger RNA from Salvelinus namaycush (lake trout), 3203 nucleotides. RefSeq names its product serine/threonine-protein kinase 35-like. Gene Ontology annotation, molecular function: protein serine/threonine kinase activity; ATP binding. The transcript has 3 exons. Bases 168 to 1421 code for a protein of 417 amino acids. Gene Ontology annotation, biological process: positive regulation of autophagy; axon extension; protein autophosphorylation. The record is from RefSeq and is a predicted model, not a curated record. NCBI's taxonomy places the organism in Eukaryota, Metazoa, Chordata, Actinopteri, Salmoniformes, Salmonidae. Gene Ontology annotation, cellular component: cytoplasm; autophagosome.